CCCGAAGAACCGCAUACAACCGCAGGUUUGAAAUAUUUCUGAUCCACGUGUACGCCUAGGAUUCAAAUGAAAGAAAACUAUGAUACUAGUGGGAAUAGCAGAUCAUAAAUCUUCAAUGAAAAUCGUCGCGUUCCUUCCAUGACUGUCAUCGAUGAUCCCAACCGCAGAGAUUAGAUUCAGGCAUUUGAAUUGGUUAAAAAAGUGAUAAGAGGUUUUUGGCAUAUCGGUUAUCCAUGGAGCAAGCUGAACUAGCAACAGAACAGCAAUCCGAGUACCAGAGGGGAUUGGAGAAAGAUAGCCAGCGAAUGGGGGAUUCCAUGGACGCAAUAUCCUCUUCAGAACUUCUCGAUCUAGACACCAUUAGCAGUCGAUUAAGGGAGCUCACAAACAUUCAAACUAUUUGCAAUGAAGAUUUCUCCGAAAUCCCUCCUUUGGAUUCAGAAAAAUUGCUGCAAGACUGUGCUCUCCAUCUCGAGAACAAAGUGGAGCAGAUUAUGUUAGAACUCUCUGAUGUGAGUUUGUUGGGUAUUCAAGACUUGGACACAUUCAUGGAGCAUAUGAAAGAAGAACUUAGUGCAACAGAGGCUGAAAGUGCUAAAAUAAGCGACCAAAUCGAGGCUCUUACAAACUCUCAUGUCAAAGAUUGUAAUCAGCUGGACAGUGAUCUUGAAGCAUUGAAAUAUUCGUUGGAUUUUAUUAAAUCACAGAGUCUGGAGAAAGUAAAAGACAACACACAUGUUGUUUCUACAGAUGGGGAAGAUCCAUUGGAUUUGAUAAGUAUUCAUAGAGACCAAAGAUUUGAGAUUUUGGAUCUUGAAAACCAGCUUGAGAAAAGUAAAAACACUUUGAGGUCUUUAGAGGAUCUUGAUUGCGAAAUUAAAAGGGUUGAUGCCAUUGGACUGAUUGAGGAUGCAUUGACAGGUCUAAAGGUCAUUGAUUUUGAUGGAACCAGCAUUAGGUUGUCACUGCAAACAUACCUUCCAAAAAUGGAAUACUUAAGCCGGCAAAAUGUGGAAGAUAUUGUUGAACCAUUUGAUGUAAAUCAUGAAUUACUGCUAGAAAUCCUGGAUGGGAAAAUGGAGAUAAAGAACGUUGAGAUAUUUCCCAAUGAUGUAUACAUUGGAGAUAUUGUCGAUGCUGCAAAAUCUUUCAGGCAGUUGUUUUGCCCGUUGGUGGCUCUGGAAACAAGAUCGCCAUUGGCAUGGUUUAUGAGAAAAGUGCAAGACAGAAUUAUAUUGUGCACUUUGAGACAAUUGGUGGUGAAGAGUGCAAAUAAAUCAAGGCACUCCUUUGAGUACUUGGAUAGAGAUCAGACUAUAGUUGCUCAUUUGGUUGUGGGAGUCGAUGCAUUCAUAAAGGUGUCGCAAGGUUGGCCUAUGUCAGAUUCUGGACUGAAGUUGGUUUCUUUGAAGAGCACAGAUCAUCAUUCAAAGGAUAUUUCUUUAAGCUUUCUUUGCAAGGUUGAGGAAGCAGCAAAUUCCUUGGAUGAGCAAAUGCGGCACAGUUUAUCAAACUUUGUGGAUGCUCUUGAAAAGGUACUUGUGGAGCAAAAGCGUCUAGAAAAUCUGUCAUAACUUUGAGUAUGACUGCUCCUAAUAGUCUUGUAUACUAUUGGCUACCGAGAUAUUGUUGUUGAAUGUGUCAUUUAUGUUAAGUCUUGUAUGCUUUGCUCCCAUUCACUGGAUAAGUUCUGACUAUUUUCUGUACAAUGAAUUUUUCUCCAUUUCAAGUUUCAAUCGAAAGCAAUUCAAUGUUGCUUGUAGUAGA
Molecule: messenger RNA, 1767 nt
Organism: Tripterygium wilfordii
Lineage: Eukaryota; Viridiplantae; Streptophyta; Magnoliopsida; Celastrales; Celastraceae
Exons: 3
Coding region: 234-1574 (446 amino acids)
Source: RefSeq, a predicted model, not a curated record